UGUCGCUGUCAUCACAGAUGUACCCCCAGCUGUCACUCCAUUGCUCCGUCUCUUUGCUUGCGCGCACACGCGUGCUCUCUCCUCCUCUCCCUUUCCUUCCCCUCUCCUCUCUGUCUCCCUCUGUCCCUCCCUCUUUCCUUCUCAGUUUGUUAUUGACCCAGCAGCCCCGUCCCCUUGGCAGCGGCGGCGGCAGCAUUCCUGCUCCCCCUUGCUGUCUGCUGCGUGCCAGGUCCCCCGCUCCCGGCGGACUGGGGACUGACACUGCCCACUGUGCUCUGCUUGGCAGUGCUGUCUGGACUUCUCCAGGAAUCCCAGGAGGGACUCACUGGAUGGCUCAGAGCUACUUGAUUUAAGGAGCUCGAGGUCAGGGUGAAAAAAGCUGCUGCAGCAUGAACCCCUGAGCUCUUAUUAUAGACCGGCAGGCGGAAGACAGUCCUGCGACUCACUCUCAGGCGAAGGUGGAGGGGAAGCAGGCAGCCUGCGGAGGGCCUGUGUGACCCAGCGGUGGGGUCUCCGGAGGGCCUGCUCUCUGCCUCCUCGGGGGCCAUGGACUGACAGGCAGCACAUACCAAGGGGCUCCCCUGUCCCCAGAGGUGCAGGGCUGCGAGAGCUGUGGCAUUCACCAUGCUGGCCCUGGGCAGUGGCCCUGAGCAGAGGAUCAGGCUGGUCCUGCAAUGGAGGCAGAUCUCCUGGAUCACCUGCUGGAUCACCCUGUGUGCAGUGGAGGCCCUCCCUGCCUGCCCUUUCUCCUGUAAGUGUGACACCCAAAGCCUGGAGGUGGAUUGCAGUGGCCUAGGCCUCACCACUGUGCCCCCCGACCUGCCCGUUGCCACCCGAACCCUCUUGCUCUUGAACAAUAAGCUAAGUGCCCUGCCAAGCUGGGCUUUCGCCAACCUGUCCAGCCUGCAGCGGUUGGACCUAUCCAAUAACUUCCUGGACCAGUUGCCAGGCUCCAUUUUCGGGGACCUGACCAAUCUGACAGAGCUGCAGCUGCGCAAUAACAGCAUCAGGACCCUGGACAGAGACCUGCUGCAGCACUUGCCCCUGCUCCGCCACCUGGACCUGUCUAUCAAUGGCUUGGCUCAGCUGCCCCCAGGCGUUUUUGACGGGCUCCCGGCUCUGCGUUCCCUAUCACUGCGUUCCAACCGCCUGCAGAACCUCGAUCGGCUGACGUUUGAACCCCUAGCAAGCUUGCAGCUGUUGCAGGUUGGGGACAACCCCUGGGAGUGUGACUGUAACCUGCGUGAUUUUAAGCACUGGAUGGAAUGGUUCUCCUACCGAGGGGGUCGCCUGGACCAGCUUGCCUGCACCCUCCCCAAGGAGCUGAGGGGCAAGGACAUGCGCAUGGUCCCCAUGGAGAUGUUCAACUACUGUUCCCAGUUGGAGGAUGAGAAUAGCUCGGCUGGGCUGGACAGUUCUGGGCCACCCUGCACCAAAGCCAGCCCAGAACCUGUGAAGCCCAAGCCAGGGGCCGAGCCCGAGCCCGAGCCCAGCACAGCCUGCCCCCAGAAGCAGAGGUACCGGCCAGUGAGCGUGCGCAGGGCCAUUGGCACCGUGAUCAUCGCUGGGGUUGUCUGCGGCAUCGUCUGCAUCAUGAUGGUGGUGGCUGCCGCCUAUGGCUGCAUCUAUGCCUCCCUCAUGGCCAAGUACCACCGGGAGCUCAAGAAGCGCCAGCCCCUCAUGGGGGACCCAGAGGGCGAGCAUGAGGAGCAGAAGCAGAUCUCAUCUGUGGCAUGAGAGCCCAGCCCCACCUGGCCCAGGUAGGAAGGGCAGGGAAAGCCCAUGGGGAUUGUUGCAGGAAGAGCUGGUGUAUUCUUCUGUCACAGUCCCCAACUCCGCUUUCCUCCCAGCCCUCCAGCAAACCAGCCACAGUGUGAACUUCUAAGUGUCGCGGAAGCUGCCAUUGUGCUGAAUGCUCCUGCUGAUGCUCCUCUCUGAGCCACCACAUCCUUGGAACACCUUGGGGGUCUCCCUGAGCUUCCGGCCAUAGGGAAGAAAGAACAUGUGUGCAAGUAGAGGCUGCUGGACUGAGCACCCCUUUGCCCUUCCUGCCCUGGGUGUAGUCACAGCUAAGUGACUCUCCUUGCCUCUUGUCCAACCCCCCUUCUCUGCAUUUAAGGGCUGGGGAGGAAGCGAUACGGGGCCAGGAGCCCAUUUCCGCAACUCUCUUCUAAGCCACGAAGAUAUUCUUAACUACCCUUCAGUGAAAGUUGUGUCCGGCUUUCAAUUGCUGGUACAAUCACACCCAUUCCGCCAUCUGGACCCAGUACUUAGAAACACAAUGCUGUGAUUAUAACACACUCCCUUGGCUGAGGCCAUUAUGUCCCUAUAUCUCUUAGAUACCACGCCAACCACACUGCUCCUGGAUUCACUAACUUACUCUCACAUAAACUCAUAGCAUCACCAGCGAAAUAACAUCGAUUGAAAAAAAAUCUCACACAUACGUACACACACACACACACACACACGCACACGCACACACAUACACACAGAGUCACGUGGAGACAGAGGUCAUGAGAAUGUGGGGAGCAGAAGCAUGCCUCCUCCUUGGAUCUCUAGCUCUCAGAUCACAAGACCUUUUGCUUGCUUACUGCAAUCUUCUCAAGUCAAGAGGGGGGAGAAACCAAACUGACAGCACGGGAUGGAUGCCUUUGAGAUCCUCUAAAGUGGGCCAAAUGGAUGAGCCUGCCUGUCACCAUGGUAACCCUCUCACACCCGUCCUGCUGGGUUUUCCAGGGACACCAGCUCAGAGGCCUUGAAGCUGCAGUGCCUGUGGAGAGCACCUCCUAAGAGCCAGGUGCUGCCUGAGUUGUGUCACUGCCAGGCCCUGUGGGGACACCCACCAAUUCCACUCCUAUAGCCUGCAGCCCAAGAAUCAUUGCUCUGUACCUUUCACCCCUCCAUCUUCAGCAUCUCUGGGCCUGUCACCUCUGGUGGGGACUGGGCCAUGCUUGGUGAUUGGUGGCAUCUUGGGAAAGCAGGUGGUCUUCGCUGAGCUCACUGCCUGCCAACAUCUCCCAAAUAGACCCAGGAGCAGGGCACUCUGCUCAGAGGCUUCAGUGAUGGGGCUUCCUUUCCCAGGGUUUGGUCUGCUUAGUCUGGCUUCCCAGAGGUUUUCAUUGUUCCUGGACUGGGGUCUGAACCAGAGCAUGGGCCAGAGGUCCUGUCUGUUCUUCUGCUGGAACUUAUACCAAAGGGGCAGAGAUACUUGUUUGCAGGGCUGUGGGAGUGGCAGUGAGAAGAGGGCUAUAUAGGAUUUAAGGGUCACCAGUCUUCCUUUCUAGGUCUGCCCCUCUUCAUGCAUCUAAUCCGGGUGAGUACUAGUCUCCCUCUGCUGGACACUGGUUUUUCCAUGGCUUCCAGAAGGGUGAGAUGCAUCCGGCUGGGCUCUGGCUCUAAGGCAGGCUCUAAUUGGUGACCCAGGAAGAAGUUACCAAAAUACUGAGGCCAAGGGUCUGGGGAGGGACAGGGCAGGUCAGGGCAAGCCCAGCUCAUUUUGCAUUCCUCACCCUGCCACCUCAUAGAGGAGCUUGGUGGGGGAGGGGGUGAUGGAGGAGGAGGGUGCUUUUGAGAAGGCCAUUCUCCAGUAGGGGUACAGAGGGAGCCCCAGCAUAGGUUGCUAAAUGCCCUUCCUGAGGUGGAGGCACAGUCUUCCUUCUUCUGGCUUGCCAGCUGAAACCAGAUCUAAGGAUCCCUAAAGGGAAUGGGGGAGGGGUGGGCAUUGUCAAUGGUGGUAUCUUCAUCCUGAGACAGAAGAUUUUUAAAGGCAAAAUUAUAUUUCUGGUUUGUUGUUUCAGAAGACCAAUAAAGACUGUAUUUUCCUAUG
This is a messenger RNA of Hipposideros armiger (great roundleaf bat), 3826 nucleotides long. It is a transcript of the gene LRTM2, whose product is annotated as leucine rich repeat transmembrane protein 2. The transcript is spliced from 5 exons. The record is from RefSeq and is a predicted model, not a curated record. Gene Ontology annotation, molecular function: protein binding. Gene Ontology annotation, biological process: positive regulation of synapse assembly; axonogenesis. Lineage: Eukaryota; Metazoa; Chordata; Mammalia; Chiroptera; Hipposideridae. The coding region runs from base 625 to 1737 and encodes 370 amino acids.